Messenger RNA from Parasteatoda tepidariorum (common house spider), 1639 nucleotides. RefSeq names its product eukaryotic translation initiation factor 2 subunit alpha (gene eIF2alpha). NCBI's taxonomy places the organism in Eukaryota, Metazoa, Arthropoda, Arachnida, Araneae, Theridiidae. Gene Ontology annotation, biological process: translational initiation. The record is from RefSeq and is a predicted model, not a curated record. Gene Ontology annotation, cellular component: eukaryotic translation initiation factor 2 complex; eukaryotic 48S preinitiation complex. Gene Ontology annotation, molecular function: translation initiation factor activity; ribosome binding; RNA binding.
ACAGGAAUUGAUGCAUUCGUUUCUUAGCUAUAACUUUACCUGUAUAAUUUGUUGUUGUGUUCUCUUAAAAGCGGUGAUGUAACGUGGUAUACGAAGUUUCCAAUGAAUAUUUUAUAACUGUUUAAUUAAAAAAUUUAAUGAAAUAACAAUUUUUUUCUUUGAUCGCUAAGUUUUAAACCAAGAACAGCCUCAUUAUGCCACUUUCGUGCCGUUUUUACAGCCAAAAGUACCCGGAAAUAGAAGAUGUUGUUAUGGUGAAAGUUCGCUCAAUAGCUGAAAUGGGUGCAUAUGUUUCAUUAUUAGAAUACAAUAGUAUUGAAGGAAUGAUUUUGCUUUCUGAACUUUCUAGAAGACGUAUCAGAUCUAUAAAUAAGCUUAUUAGAGUUGGAAGAGAUGAAUGUGUUGUUGUCAUUAGAGUGGAUAAAGAAAAAGGUUAUAUUGAUUUAUCUAAAAGAAGAGUAUCUCCUGAAGAUAUCGAAAAAUGUGAAGAGAAAUUUGCCAAAGCCAGAGCUGUAAAUAGUAUUCUUCGACAUGUUGCUGAAAUUUUAAAGUAUGAAACAGACGAGGAAUUAGAAGAACUAUAUCGUAAAACAGCCUGGCAUUUUGAUGACAAAAUGAAAAAACAAGCUACUUCAUAUGAUGUCUUCAAACAUGCUGUAACGGAUCCAAGUAUUUUAGAUGAAUGUGGUCUAGAUGAUGAAACAAAAGAAGUAUUGUUGUCUAACAUUAAACGAAGAUUAACUCCACAAGCUGUUAGAAUCAGAGCAGAUAUUGAGGUAGCAUGUUAUGGUUAUGAAGGAAUUGAUGCUGUUAAAAAUGCUCUUAGAGCUGGUAUCAACUGUUCUACUGAAGAUAUGCCCAUUAAAAUUAAUCUAAUAGCUCCACCUCUAUAUGUUUGUACUACUACAACAAUGGAAAAAGCAGAUGGACUGAAAGCAUUACAGGAAGCUUUGGAAAAAAUCCAAACUACAAUCAAGGCUUCAGACGGAAUUUUCAAUGUUUUGAUUGCUCCUAAAGUUCUCACGGAUCUUGAUGAAGCUGAACUUGCAAGACAAUUAAACAAACUUGAACUAGAAAAUGCUGAAGUUUCUGGUGAUAGUGAUGUGGAAGGAGAUGGUGAUGAAUCUGAAGAAGAAGAAGGAGAUAAGAAUGAAGAUGCUGAAUGAGUGUACUUUCCCAUUAGAGAACUUAUUUAAAUUAUUUUAUGAUACUGCUUGAAAUGUUGUUUACCAUAAAUCAUUUGACUGAAAUUUUAUUAGUUCGUCAUUAAGAAGAACUAUUUAACUUAGAACUCAUUUUCUUGGAAAUUAUUUGUUGUUCACAAUAAAUGCAUUUGACUGAAACUUCUUUAUUAUGACAUUAAGAAUUACUAUUUAACUUAUAUAGGGUUUUUCUUUUAAAUCAUAUAAUUUGUUUCUGUCUUCAUUGUAUAAAUGAAAUGAUUUUUCAUUACUUUGACAUACAUAAAACUUUAUUAUUAUGACAUUAAGAAUAACUAUUAAACUUACCAUCUUCAUUGUAUGAAAUUAUAUCUAAAUGAAAUGAGAACUACUAAGGAACUAUUCAAAAUAUGCUGUUUGUAUUUUAAAUUAUCUGUCAUUACUUAUUUUGAAUUUGAUACACUCAAUAAAGAAUUUUU